Molecule: messenger RNA, 2287 nt
Organism: Tinamus guttatus (white-throated tinamou)
Lineage: Eukaryota; Metazoa; Chordata; Aves; Tinamiformes; Tinamidae
Source: RefSeq, a predicted model, not a curated record
ACUAAUUCAGAGCCCAGCGUGACCACAUGGAAAAUAUUUAUGGCUACUUAAUGAAAUACACCAAUCUCGUCACGGGCUGGCAGUAUCGGUUCUUCGUGCUCAACAACGACGCCGGCCUGCUGGAGUACUUCGUGAACGAGCAGUCCCGCCACCUGAAGCCCCGGGGCACCUUGCAGCUGGCUGGGGCUGUCAUCUCGCCCAGCGACGAGGACUCUCACACCUUCACGGUCAACGCUGCCAGCGGGGAGCAGUACAAACUAAGAGCCACUGAUGCGAAAGAGAGGCAGCACUGGGUUAGCAGGCUCCAGAUCUGCACGCAGCAUCACACGGAAGCUAUUGGCAAGAACAACCCUCCUCUGAAAUCUCGCAGCUUCUCUCUCGCAUCCCAAGGAAGCUGCAACUCUCCUGGUGUGCAAAGACGACCCAGCCAAAAUGCAAUUUCUUUUUUUAAUGUUGGACAUCACAGAUCGUCAUCUGGAAAAAGAGUUCCUAUCCUGCAGCCAGAUCACCUUGUAGAUGUUAGAGAGAUGAUGUCUCAGGCUGAGGGCCAGCAGAGAGACUUGAUCAGGAGCAUUGAAUGCCUUCCUGUCUCCGGUCACCUUACAUCCUUGGAUCAAGACCUAUUAAUGCUCAAAGCAACUUCCAUGGCAACCAUGAACUGCUUAAAUGACUGCUUCCAUAUUCUCCAGUUACAACAUGCUUCACAACAAAAGGGAUCCUUACCUGCAGGAACAACGAUCAGUUGGCUGGAACCAAAGAUCUCUCUAUCAAACCACUUCAAAAAUGGAGCAGCGCAGAGUUUCUCAGCAGAGAUAAACAACAAGCCAGCAUCUGUCAGAGAGGAGCAGCCCAUCUCCGAGCCUGGCCAGCUAACAAGGGAAGCUGAAGAAAUAAAUCCAGAUGAGGAGCUGGAGGAUAUCAGUGAUGAUAAGGAAGAUGAUCUAGGAGCAGUGGAGGAGCAGCGCAGCAUUAUCUUGCAUCUCUUGUCUCAGCUGAAACUUGGCAUGGACUUAACAAGAGUGGUUCUUCCCACCUUCAUUUUAGAGAAGCGCUCGCUGCUGGAGAUGUACGCGGACUUCAUGUCGCACCCGGAUCUCUUCCUCGCCAUCACCAACGGCAGCAGCGCCGAGGAGCGCAUGAUCCGCUUCGUCGAGUACUAUCUCACCUCCUUCCACGAGGGCCGCAAGGGAGCCAUCGCCAAGAAGCCCUACAACCCCAUCAUUGGAGAAACCUUCCACUGCUCUUGGAGGAUGCCCAAGAGCGAAGUGGUCACCGAUGCCGGCAGUAACUUGCCUGCUCCUUCCUCCUCAGAGCAAGGAACUCUAGCAAAAGAUCUGGAAGGCCAAGCAGAGCUGGACUAUUAUACAGUAAAAUUCGUGGCUGAGCAAGUGUCCCAUCAUCCUCCCGUCUCAGGGUUUUAUGCUGAAUGCGUAGAGAGAAAGAUGUGUGUCAAUGCUCACGUCUGGACAAAAAGCAAGUUCUUAGGAAUGUCCAUAGGAGUGACUAUGGUUGGUGAAGGUCUCCUAAGUCUCUUGGAGCAUGGGGAAGAAUACACGUUUUCUCUGCCUUGCGCAUAUGCACGAUCAAUUUUAACUGUUCCUUGGGUAGAACUUGGAGGAAAAGUCAACAUUAACUGUGCAAAAACUGGGUAUUCUGCAAGUAUUAACUUUCACACCAAACCCUUCUACGGUGGCAAAUUGCAUCGGGUCACCGGGGAGGUGAAGCAGAACGCGACGAACACGGUGGUGUGCCGGGUGCAGGGCGAGUGGAACAGCGUGCUCGAGUUCACCUACAGCAGCGGCGACACCAAGUGCGUGGACCUGACCAAGCUGGCGGUGACGAGGAAGCGAGUGCGGCCCCUGGAGAAGCAAGGACCGUUCGAAUCCAGGAGACUGUGGCAACACGUAACGGAGUCUCUGCGGGAUGGAGACAUCGAUAAGGCGACAGAGCACAAGAGAGCCCUGGAGGAACGGCAGAGGAACGAGGAGAGGCUCCGCGCGGAGACCGAGACACCCUGGUGUACCAAAUACUUCCUGAAAGAGGGUGAUGGCUGGGUUUAUCAUAAACCCCUUUGGAAAACUGUUUCCACCGUACAAACUCAGCAAAUGGACAAUAACUAGAGAAGCUGCUUGGAGAUGAGUUUUCUGUUUCUGAUAUUCUCUCUCUCUGUCUGUCUCUCGAAACACGGUAAUUACACUGAGUGUCCCCUUUUUUAUGUAACUGUGGAAAUUUAAACAAGCAUAAAGAAAUAAAUAUACUAGGGCACUUUAAAGCUAUAUAUAUUAAA